UCACUUUGAUACAUGUUUUAAUGUUAAAUAUUAGGGAGGAAUAAAAUGUUUAAAAUGCCUCAUAAUAAUUCAUAACUAGGUCACUAGAUAAUUUUCAGCUACUAUUACAGGCGGAAGGAGUAUCCACGUGUUGAUCAAAGGGAUCGUUCGCAAAUGUCAAAUUUGGUUUAGUUCCAUGGGACACUGUUCAGCUAAAACUGAUAUCCUAUAGUGGGAAGAAUCAGAACCAUGGCCACGUUGUUUCGCAAGGUAUGGGAAUCGGUAUCGACUCGUUCGAGUUCCAACUCGAAUUCGAGUGCCAACUCGUCCGAUCGCUUCCAGCAGAUGAUGUAUAUACAGACGGCGUCAACUGGUGAAUUUGAUCGGAUACCGUUGGAUAUAUUUAUUCAAAUUCUGAAGAUUUUAGGGCCAAAAGAGUCCGCGAAGCUGAGCUCUGUGUGUAAAACGUGGAAAUUCAUUGUCUCCGAUAAUCGGCUGUGGAUUUAUUUUCUUCAAAAUCAGCAUGAGCCUUGGGAUUCUAUUUUUUUCGCAGAAACUCACUUGCGAUUGGGUCCUCUUCGGACAUUUCCAAAUUCAGUACCUGACUUGUCAUUCAUGAGUAUUUAUGGUCAACGUGCUCAAGUACCUGGUGCUAUCGUUAUUGAUGGGGGGUCAGGCUAUUGCAAAUUUGGUUGGAGUAAGUAUAGCGCUCCAUCAGGAAGAUCAGCGACAUUCUUGGAAUUUGGUAACAUUGAAUCUCCAAUGUAUUCUAGAUUGAGGCACUUCUUUUCAACAAUAUACACCAGGAUGCAGGUGAAAACUUCAACACAGCCAAUCAUUGUCUCCAUACCAAUUUGCCACUAUGAAGAUACUGAAUGUGAUAAAGCAGCUAGAAGGCAGUUAAAAGAAGCUAUCCAUUCUGCAUUAUUUGACAUGAAUGUUCCUGCCGUUUGUGCUGUCAACCAGGCAGUUUUAGCUUUAUUUGCUGCGAGGAAAGUUUCAGGAAUAGUAGUCAACAUUGGGUUUCACCAAACAUCUAUUGUUCCAAUUCUUCAUGGUAAAGUCAUGCACCAGGUGGGUGUAGAAGUUGUGGGAAUUGGAGCAUUGAAGCUUACAGGAUUCCUUAAGGAGCAGAUGCAACAGAAGAACAUUUAUUUUGGGUCACUUUACACUGUGCGAGCACUAAAAGAGAACCUUUGUUAUGUCGCACUCGAUUAUGAAGCUGAGAUAUCCAAAGAUACCAAAGCUUCUUUCCAGAUUGCGUCCGAAGGUUGGUUUACGCUUUCAGAAGAGCGCUUUAAAACAGGAGAGAUUCUGUUCCAGCCUCGAAUUGCAGGAAUGCGUGCUAUGGGUUUGCAGAGUGCUGUGGCACUGUGCAUGGAGCACUGCCAGGAUGCUGAAUUAAUGGCUGACGAUAGCUGGUACAAAACAGUAGUUUUGGCUGGGGGAAGUGCAUGUUUGCCUGGAUUAGCAGAAAGAUUAGAGAAGGAUGUGUGUGGAAUUCUUCCCCCACACAUGAGCAAUGGAAUCAGAGUACUUCCUCCACCAUAUGGCGUAGAUUCUGCAUGGUUUGGGGCUAAACUGAUCGGCAAUUUGAGCACCUUCCCCACUUCCUGGUGUGUGAUGAAAAAGCAAUUUCGGAAUAGGUCAAGACGCAAGUUUAUAUGGUGAAUGUGAGCGGCACUACAGGUGGUAUGCUAAAGAUUAAGAACUUUGAUGCGCCUCAUGGUUGAAGAUCAACUACUAUAUCGUCUCAUUGUUAAAUACAAAUAUAAGGCUAUCUGUACAUCAUUUAUACAGACUAAAGCAAUGUCGUUCAGUUGUGCUAAUGGAACUGCUAAGCAAAUGAUGUACAAAACUUAGAUGGUUGAGGUAGCUCUAAAUGGAGUGAGAAUAUCUGUAAGCCGGACAUGAAGACUAUAAUAAAGGAGCACCUUUUUCAAAGAUA
Molecule: messenger RNA, 1927 nt
Organism: Nicotiana attenuata
Lineage: Eukaryota; Viridiplantae; Streptophyta; Magnoliopsida; Solanales; Solanaceae
Product: actin-related protein 8
Exons: 12
Coding region: 229-1650 (473 amino acids)
Molecular function (GO): protein binding
Source: RefSeq, a predicted model, not a curated record